Molecule: messenger RNA, 2772 nt
Organism: Tetrahymena thermophila SB210
Lineage: Eukaryota; Ciliophora; Oligohymenophorea; Hymenostomatida; Tetrahymenidae
Exons: 1
Source: RefSeq, a predicted model, not a curated record
AUGUCUGUUCUAAGUAAUUUAGCCAAAAAAUAUUAUGAUGAGGAAAAAUCCAAGGCUAUUGAUAAAUUUACAUUCAUAUUUUAAUCAGAGAAGGAUGAAGAUAUGGAUAUAAAAUAGCUUUAAACAGCUAAAGUUUAUCACAUAAUUGAUGAGCCAUAAUUUAAUGAAAAUGAUCAAAUGUAUUCAAAAGUUAAUUCAAGAUUGAAUUCAGGGCUCUAAAACACAAUAAAUAGCAUCAAAAGACAAAAGAAAUUUCUGUAAUUUAAUCAAAACUAACAGAUGAGUGAGUAGUAAAUAUAAAGGUAAAUACUUUUUGAGAAGAAAGGGAAGGAAAUUAAAGAAAACAUGAUCUAAUAGAAGAAAGAUAAAGUUAACAAAAUUAAAAAUUAAUCAGAGACAAUAUUCAAGUAAUAGGAAGAAAUAGCUAAAAAUGUCAUUGAUAUACAUAAAAAGGGUCAUUUAGUUUAUGUAGAUUAUGGAGAAUCCUAAGAGAAAGGACUCUAAGGGAUAAAAGAGUUCAAGUAAAGUCCAAAAUAAAGUGAUUUAGAAGCAAUUGCUUAUUCUGAUAUUAUAGCUAAGACUUAAAAAUUUCUAGACCAAGAAGAAGUGUAUAAAUAAAUUAAGAGAGACUUACAAUUUAAGUUUAAUAUUAAUGGAGAUAAAAAUGAUUCUUUAAGUGAAUAUUAUGAUCAAGUAGAUGAUCAAUAAUUGCUAAAUAAACGAAAUAAUUCUAAUGAGAUUUAAAAGAAAAAUUCUAUUUCCAAAAAAAUCAGAGAACUUGUUGAAGGAGACAUUGAUUUUCAAGUGACUAAAGAAUAGAAGAAAAAAUUGAACAAAGACUUGCUCAAAUACCUAAAAAGCGAGUCUGAAAAUCCUAAUAAUGAAAUUUAAAAUAAAAGUGGUGUUAGUACAACUCCUGAUAAAAAACUAAAGGAAUCUAGUGUUGAAAAAAUGAUAUCUAAGCCCUAAAAAAUAUUAAAAAACUCAUUAUCUGCUAUCUAAGGAAAAUUGAAAUAAGUAGUUUUAAUUGAUAAAGAAAAUAAUGUCAAGGAUUGUGCAGAAAAUCAAAAUAAAGAAUAAAAUUGUAAAAUGAAUGAUGAUCAGGAUAAUGUUUGCAAAACAGAAAUUGACGAAAGGCAGAGGAUGAAAGUUCCCCUCAGAGUCUCUCGCUCUUAAAUAUCAAACAGUUAAAAUAGAAAGCAAUUAGAAGAAGAAGAAUUGAUAAAUAAUUAGAUUCAAUAAAAUUAGUCUCAACCUAAUUAGUUAUCUAAAGAACUCUCAUAAAAAAGUAAAAAUCAGCAAAUUUAAAGUUAAAAAAACCAGAAUUUAGAAAAUGGUAGCUUGAAAAACUUAGUAAAUUAAAAGUCUAAAUUAUAAAACAAAAUAGAGUAACAAAAAAUAAAGUUUGGAGAGCUUUUAAAUCAAAUUCAAUUCAUAACAAACUAAAAGAAAAGCUCUAACAGCCCUGAUUAAUAACAAUAAUUGCAUCAAACUAAAAAAUAAUAAAUAAGUGCUACUGAUAUAAAUCUUCUCAACAAUGUAAAAAAAGUAAAUGAAAAUCAAAUAUCUGUUAACAUGGCUUAUCCUAACAAUAUUAGCUCAAAUAAUUCUAUGCACGGAGUUAAGCUGCCUCAGAUUGGAAGUAAUAGUAAAUAGAUCAAUAACUCCUCUCAAAUAAUUUAACAAAGCAACAGUAGCUAGCGUAGAUAGUUAAGUGGAUAAAGGAAUUUCUACAGUGUACAUAACAACAAUAACAGCAGCUUUUUAGAUUAAAACUAGUCUCAAUAACAAGUUAAUAAUUUUUAAAAUGAAAUAAAUAAUAAUGUAAUUAUAGGAAAUCAAAAAAAAGUUGAUGUUUCUGUUUCUAGUAGAUUGAAAAGAAGAAAUUCUGGUUUAAAGUAAAAUUCGAAUAAAAUUAAUAAAAAUUUCUCUGCGUUAGACUCAUCAAUAUAGUCUUUAGUGGAUGCUUCUUUCGUAAAAUUGAUAGAUGUUAAGUAAGUAAAAUCAGAAGGCAAUCCCAACAGAAAAAAUCGUUCUCAUAAAUCAUUACACACAAAUACCACAGCCAAUCAAACUAAUUUAACAAAUGAAGCAACAACUACUGAGUUAUUAUCAAAUUUCAAUUCAUAAAGUUUGAAUUAAAAUUCAGCAGAAUUGUAGUAAUAAAGUAAAUAGUCAUAAGCAAGUAGUCAUAUUUUGACUGAAAAUAAAAGAACCAAUAAAAAUAAAAUCUUAAGAGACAACUUUAAGAGUCACCAAAUAUAAAAUACUACUAAAAACACGAGAGAAUAAUUAAGAAUGAAUCACAGCAUAAGUCGUAUUGAGCCCUCUCCGAUUCUGUAAAACAGUACAACUCCAAUAACAAACAACGAUUUGGUUGGAAUGAGUUUUUUAAAUAUUUAAGAUAACACAACCAGUUUACAAGAGAAUUCGUAAUCGAUAAAAAAUUAAUUGAAUAAUUAAAGCAGCGAAAUAUUAAAAACAAAUCCUUCACAGUCUAUUUUAAAUUAAAGUCAGAAUGAAAAGAAAAGAGUGAGAUCAAAGACUCUUCAUGAUGCAGAAAUACUCUUAAAUAGAAUUAAAAAAAUGACUGCAAAUAACCAUGAGCUCUAAGAAUAAAUAGAAGACUAAAUAAAUAGUUUCAGUUUUAACAAAGUAAAGCAACGUCAAAUCCAAAUCCUCAAAACAUUCAAAGACUAAAAAGUGCCUGACAUUGUCAAAAAGAGGCUGCAUCACGACUUCAUCAACAUUCUAUCAAUGUGUUAGAGCUGA